This is a messenger RNA of Jaculus jaculus (lesser Egyptian jerboa), 3128 nucleotides long. It is a transcript of the gene Dgka, whose product is annotated as diacylglycerol kinase alpha. The coding region runs from base 124 to 2445 and encodes 773 amino acids. The record is from RefSeq and is a predicted model, not a curated record. NCBI's taxonomy places the organism in Eukaryota, Metazoa, Chordata, Mammalia, Rodentia, Dipodidae. The transcript has 24 exons. Gene Ontology annotation, biological process: lipid phosphorylation; intracellular signal transduction; diacylglycerol metabolic process. Gene Ontology annotation, cellular component: plasma membrane. Gene Ontology annotation, molecular function: ATP-dependent diacylglycerol kinase activity; calcium ion binding.
GCAAGAGAAGCUGGAGGGCUCUUCUUUCAGCUGCUGCUUUUGCCCAGGGCGCCUGUGGCACCUGCUCAAGGUCAGAGGGCAAAGUCUGGAGAAAGGUCGCACCCAGGCCAGAGUGGUCUCUGCAUGCAAGCCUCCACCCUAGAGCUAAGGAGAGGAAACGGCUACCCUCUGAGGAGGAGCAAGCACCGCAAGAUCUUCCACCAGAUUGUCUUUGCCAACAUCCUUAAGAAAAACAGAAAGAUGGCUAAGGAGAAAGGACUAAUAAGCCCUGAGGACUUUGCUCAACUGCAGAAGUACAUGGAAUACUCCACCAAAAAGGUCAGUGAUGUCCUAAAGCUCUUCGAGAAUGGUGAGAUGGCCAAAUAUCUCCAAGGAGAUGCCAUUGGGUACGAAGGAUUUGAGCAAUUCCUGAAAAUCUAUCUGGAAGUGGAAAAUGUUCCCCAACACCUAAGCCAGGCACUGUUUCAAUCCUUCCACACUGGUCACUUCUUAAACAAGACUGAGAAAAAAGCCAAUGUAGUAUGUCUCAGUGAUGUCUCCUGUUACUUCUCCCUCCUGGAGGGUGGCCGGCCAGAAGACAAGCUAGAAUUCACCUUCAAGCUGUACGACACGGACAGAAAUGGGAUCCUGGACAGCUCGGAAGUGGAAAAAAUCAUCCUCCAGAUGAUGCGAAUGGCUGAAUAUCUGGACUGGGAUGUAUCUGAGCUGAGACCGAUUCUUCAGGAGAUGAUGAAGGAGAUUGACUAUGAUGGCAGCGGCUCUGUCUCCCUAGCUGAGUGGGUCCGGGCUGGGGCCACCACUGUGCCACUGCUGGUCCUACUGGGGAUGGAGAUGACUCUGAAAGAUGAUGGGCAGCACAUGUGGAGACCCAAGAGGUUCCCCUGGCCAGUCUACUGCAACCUGUGCGAGUCGAGCAUUGGCCUUGGCAAACAGGGCCUGAGCUGUAACCUCUGUAAGUACACGGUUCAUGACCAGUGUGCAAUGAAAGCCCGGCCUUGUGAAGUCAGCACCUAUGCCAAGUCUCGGAAAGACAUUGGUGUCCAGUCACACGUGUGGGUGCGAGGAGGCUGUGAAUCUGGGCGCUGUGACCGCUGCCAGAAAAAGAUCCGGACCUACCAUAGUCUAACCGGGCUGCAUUGUGUAUGGUGCCACCUAGAGAUCCAUGAUGACUGUCUGCAGGCCGUGGGCCCUGACUGUGACUGUGGGCUACUACGUGAUCACAUCCUGCCUCCAUCUUCCAUCUAUCCCAGUGUCCUGGUAUCUGGACAGGAGCGCAAACAGAGCAAAUUAAGCCAGACCACAGAUGAUUUAAAUUUAUGCACCUCGGAGGCUCUGCGGGUUGACCCUGUUUCUAACACUCACCCACUUCUAGUCUUUGUCAAUCCGAAGAGUGGAGGGAAGCAGGGCCACAGAGUGCUUUGGAAGUUCCAGUAUAUACUAAACCCUCGACAGGUAUUCAACCUCAUGAAGGACGGUCCUGAGCCAGGGCUCAGAUUCUUCAGAGAUGUUCCUGAUUGCCGAGUUUUGGUGUGUGGUGGAGACGGCACAGUAGGCUGGAUCCUAGACACCAUUGACAAAGCCAAUUUACCUGUUGUGCCUCCUGUUGCUGUGUUGCCCCUGGGCACCGGAAAUGAUCUGGCUCGUUGCUUAAGGUGGGGAGGAGGGUAUGACGGACAGAAUUUGGCAAAGAUCCUCAGAGAUUUAGAGAUGAGUAAGGUGGUACAUAUAGAUCGAUGGUCCGUGGAAGUGAUACCUCAACAAACGGAAGAAAAGAGUGAUCCAGUCCCCUUUCAAAUCAUCAAUAACUACUUCUCCAUUGGUGUGGAUGCCUCUAUUGCUCACCGAUUCCAUAUCAUGCGAGAGAAAUAUCCUGAGAAGUUCAACAGCCGGAUGAAGAACAAGCUCUGGUACUUCGAAUUUGCCACAUCUGAGUCUAUUUUCUCAACAUGUAAAAAACUGGAGGAGUCUUUGACAGUUGAGAUCUGUGGGAAACCUCUGGAUCUGAGCAACCUAUCCUUAGAAGGUAUUGCAGUGCUGAACAUCCCAAGCAUGCAUGGUGGCUCCAACCUCUGGGGUGAUACCAAGAGACCCCAUGGGGAUACCUGUGAGAUCAACCAGGCCCUAGGCAGUACAGCUAAAGUCAUCACGGACCCUGAUAUUCUGAAAACCUGUGUGCCGGACCUAAGUGACAAGCGACUGGAAGUGGUAGGACUGGAGGGUGCAAUAGAGAUGGGCCAGAUCUAUACCAGGCUUAAGAGUGCUGGACGUCGGCUGGCCAAGUGCUCAGAGAUCACCUUCCAGACCACAAAAACCCUCCCCAUGCAAAUUGAUGGAGAACCCUGGAUGCAGACGCCCUGUACAAUCAAGAUCACUCACAAGAACCAGAUGCCCAUGCUCAUGGGCCCGCCACCCCGCUCCUCCAAUUUCUUUGGCUUCUGGGGCUGAUGGACACCCUCAGCCUUCAGGCAGCCUUGAGUGCACCUGCCGCAUCCCUGGACCUCUCCCUCUAGGCUCUGUACAUUGCAGCCACACCUUGCUGCCAGAGCCCAAGGGGGUGUUCCUUUGCCUUCACAGUAUUUAUUAUCCUGCACAACUUCACUACUCCCAUGCACACGUGCACACACCACCAAUACAUAUGUUAAAAGUGCCUCAUCCAAAUAAAAAGACUUUUGGGGGAUAUCUGUUAAGUAAGUGACACAUCUCCUUUUAUACCUUAAAGACAUUCCUUAAAAACACAGAUUUUACUAACUUUAAAAAAAAAAAACAAAAAACACAGAUUUUAAAAAAGCUAGAAGAACCAAAACAAACAGCACCAGGCUACGAGUCUUUAUUUCAAGUACUGAUUCUCUCAAAGGGUAGACUGCAGAAAAAUACAAAAAUUGCUGUCAACCCUGGGAAAUUCACAGCGUCAUGAGUACUCAGACCUGCUGCCCACUGAGGAGUGGGCUGUUUUCACCAAUGGGGCAAGUGCGGAAGACCGGAGGCAAACGCAGCCAGUGGGUAUGACCAUGUGGUGAUUGGGAAAUGGGCAAGGCUGAGCCCUGCUUCAUAAGUCUACGCCUGAGAUGGGAAGAAGGGGAAAUUGGUUAGUAAUGAAUAAAGGCAACCUGUCUAUGCUUCUUCCGUAA